This is a messenger RNA of Naegleria lovaniensis, 771 nucleotides long. RefSeq lists its product as uncharacterized. The transcript has a single exon. The record is from RefSeq and is a predicted model, not a curated record. Gene Ontology annotation, molecular function: translation initiation factor activity; mRNA binding. Lineage: Eukaryota; Heterolobosea; Eutetramitea; Acrasida; Naegleriidae. The coding region runs from base 1 to 771 and encodes 256 amino acids. Gene Ontology annotation, biological process: formation of translation preinitiation complex; translation reinitiation.
AUGCCAGCAAAAAAACCCGUGAAAAAGUUUGACCGGAACAAGCAAACCAAGCUUGAAGUACUCGCCGAAGAUCUGGAAAAGACCGAAAAAGAAAGGCAACAACAAGAGGAAGCUACUGCUGAAAGUGAUGAAGAAACUGAAGAAAUUGUAGUCAAGAAAAUUGAAGCAAAGAAAGUUAUCUAUUGUCCUGAAUGUACCUAUCCAAUGGAAUAUUGCGAAUUUUCUGAUAAAUGGCCAUUAUGUGAGAAGUGGCUGGAAGCAUUUCCUGAAAAGUUGAAGGAAUUGAGAGAAUUAAGAGACCACGACAAGUACAAAGACAAAACUGUUGAUAAGAAGGUUGCAAGAGAAGUGAAGGAAAUUGUAGAAGGAAAUGUUGGAUCUUCUGACGAUAAUUCAAAAACUUCGAGUGUUUUAAAGAAUAGAGAAUUACUCAUUCGUAUUGAUAAAAGAAGUAAGCGAAAACGUUUGACACUUGUAACUGGAAUUGAUGCUUUCAUGCAAGACGCUUUUAAAGGAGAAGAAAAAGUUUUGAAGGAUGUUGUGAAACAAUUUGGUAAAAUGUUUGCUUGUGGAUGUAGCAUUGUGAAAAAGCCUGAACUCAGCAUUGAAAUUCAGGGAGAUUUUGCUGAACAAGUUGUUAAAUACUUUACAAAGGAGUUAGGUGUUGAUAUUAAUCAAAUUUAUAUCCUUGAAGACAAGAAAAAGACAAAAGCUGUCGACAAGGUAUUUUACAGUGACGAUGAGGAAGAUGAGGACGAAGGUGACGAUUAA